AUGGCGUGCCGAGUUCUGCUGAGGAGCGGUGCAACGGUUGAGGUGCUCAGCUCUCUGAGCCUCCCUAAGGGCACAGUCCAAAUUGUUUUCAGUAGAUCUGACGUGGAGGACGCGACGGGAGAAGUUCACUCGAUCACCGGGAAACCUCCCCUCAAAGGUGAAUCAACAGAUGAUGCAAUGACGGUUCGUGCGAUGUUUUCUGAGUUGCUCUCGUCUGGCAAUACUACUGUUUCCACCGUGGAGAACCUAUUGAAGGUUUCCUCCGUCGCCACAUUUGCUUCUCAGCACAGGAUGGAGGAAACCCUCAAUGGCAUUCUAGAGGCUGCAGGGAUUGCGGAAGCCCAAGAAAAGAGUCAGAUUGUGGAGAUGAACACCCGGCUUACUGAUAUUCAAAGCAAGAUGGAGAAACUUGUCAAAGAGAGCAACGGGAACUCGGAUUCUGAAUCUGAAGAUGAUAACAACGGGUCUGGGAAGGGAGGUGACAACAAGGGUUAUGGUCCAUUUGGUUUGAUUGGGUGGGGAGUGGCUAAGGGGGUCAAGAUUUUGACUCAUAUGUGGGGUAAUGGAGGGGUUUAG
Messenger RNA from Linum trigynum, 576 nucleotides. NCBI's taxonomy places the organism in Eukaryota, Viridiplantae, Streptophyta, Magnoliopsida, Malpighiales, Linaceae. The record is from the annotation of a GenBank genome assembly.